AUCUGGAAGUGUUGGGAGGUGGGGACUUACAUUAGUUUUUAUAUGCCCCACUUCGGUAUGUAUUCUUUCAUCCGAAUGCUCAGGUAUCCCUGAGCAAGUUAUCGAUAACUUACCGAUCGGUAAGUUUUUUUGUAAUAAGUUUUAUGGGACGAUCAAAAUUUUGGGUGAUUAAACGCUUAUGAAACUAGGCCAGUCAUUAUGUAAAACGUAGAGCUAACUGCAGGGAAAACACGGAGUUAUUUAACAAUUAGUGUUACUUCAGAUCUCCACAUUUUUAAUCCAAGAUCAAGGGUUAUAUUGAGUAGGAAAUAUUUAUAUUCUUGACUAUUCAGUUAGCCUACUAUGUCCUGUAAGCUAUUUUGUCUAUUCCAAGGGAAAAGUGUAUUGAGUUGAAGGUUUUCUGGCAUCCUGAGUACUACCUUGAAGUCUGGUGAAACUGUAAUUAAUGGACGACAUUUGAGCAGCGCUAAAAAGUCCUUGAGAAUGUCCACGUACAUACUACGGCUAAAUCAGGAUUAUAAACCAGUAUGAGGAGUUAAGAUUAAUAUUUACAGUUGAUAGUUAGGGUUAGGAAUUAGAUCUCAAGUUUUAACCACUUACUGACAUCAGCUAUAAUGCCAAAACUCUAUUUAACCAAAUGGAUGAAUUUGCGCCAAAAUUCAAAACAUGUUAUCCUAAAUCUGGUUCGUCCAUAAAUUAUUCUCUCGCCUGAAGUCUUAUAGUUUUUGAUAUAGCGACUUAAUUUUCGAACUAAUUCAUUCCUCAUUAAUAUCGUCAUGGGAAUCACACAUAGCAGUUCUCUAAAUACGUGUCGGGAGUUUCCAGUUUACUUUGUAACAGUUUUGGCCUACACACUUUUCAUAUUUUAGAUCUUACGUGUUAGUAUUUUUUGUAAAAGUGCCUUUAGAGGCUCAUAGCGUCAUACUACUUGUAAAUUCAACAAAACGGUGGAGGUUCAUAGCAUUUUAGCUGUAUCUUACAUCAAGUCCUUAGUCGUUGUGAGUAUAAACUAAAUGCUGAGGUAAUCGCCAAUUUCGAAGAAACAUGUACUACUGCCUGUCAUUUAUUGAUUGCCUAAACGAUUAAAGGAACUUUUUGUUGUCUACCAAAUGAUAACUUCUUUAAUCACUGAGACAUCACAAAUAUAACGUUCAGCCUUUGGUAGGUUUUCGUCUAGCCUAAAGGUACCUGGGGGAGUGUGAAGAGCAUUAUGUGAGGUUAUUUGGAAGAGAAAAGAGUAAUCGGCAACUCAGUAGGCACAUAGAAUGCACUUACAUUUAAUAACGAAGGCAAUAGACAACAAUAAAAAACAACACGAGGGUGAGAUUAAGGCAAUCUGGUAAUCGAAGCUAAGAGUUGAUAGUUUACGGUUCCAAACACUUAACACAUAUUCUUAUCAAAUUAGUCAGACAGUCGAUAUAAACAAAAUCAUUUAAAUGUACGUUCGGAAUUAAUUAAAGCAAGAGGCAUGCUCUGUCAAGCGUUCUUGGGCAGUGUUAUUAUUCUGCUUAAAGUGGACAUUUUGGUCAGCUCAGGCCUUUGGAUAGAAUAUGAAACUUAUAUUUGUAAUUUGACUUGUGACAGCUGAGUUCAGCAUAAUUUCGGGUCCUCUGUUUAGAGUGAUCCUAUUUAUUCGUACUAGAUUAGUUUUAUUCGAGGAGCAACUUGUAGUCGUAAUUUCGUUAAAUUACAGUAUUAAUAACCUAUUAUGCAACCAGCUGUUGUCUUGUGAUAUCUGUUAUAUCACAGAUUACAUGUGUAAUAUAAACUGUUCAACGGCCUCAGUCAAAUCAACUUUCGAGUAAACUCAUUCCGACACCUUAGUAGUCGGUUGACCCGUCAUGUUAUGAUGCAUGCUAAAUAAUAUCCCGAAGUUUUCUACAUAUACAGUAGCUGGUUGGUUUUCAUUGCCUUAUUAAAAGUAAUAACAUUAAACAAUUUAACAGGUUCGCCAUUUUAUAGUCAGUAAAAUAUGUGCAUAUAAUCAAACAUAGAUACAUUAAAAAUAUUAAAAAAAAACUACAAGUGGAUAAUCCAGGCAAAUAAAGAUAAUAACAUGCUGAAUUCCAUUUACAUCGGUGAGAGUUUGUAAUUAAAUACUGAUAUUAAGCGUUCUUAAGAGUUUGUGUUCUAGUUGUAGAGGAUUGUAAUUCCCUUUUAUUCCUAUUCAUUUUAGCACUAGAAAUGACGGAUGUAGUAGAAGCUCGAAGAUGUUUUGGAUGUCGUGUUAUUUUCGAGACAGAUGACGAAUUUUGGCAUCAUAUAUUAAAUGUGGAUUGUAGUAGCUCGGUAAGCUCACCGAGUUUGGGGAAAGAUGUAUCCUUACCUUGUUCAAGCCAAGACGAUAAUAGACCAUUGAAAAGUACACCGUCAGAUGAUUUAUGUUUUUGUAGUUUGUGUGACAAGUGGUUUGUAUCAAAGGCACAGUUCCUUGAACAUUUUUCUUCUGCAGAACAUGAGCAGAAAUCCAAAUUGGCUGCCAAAGUUCGUUUUAGUUCCGAUGUCAAUACAGGUAGCGAGAAUGUUCAGUCACACUUGUUUUGCGAUACUUGUCAAAUAAGUUUGUCGUCUGCUCAGGCCAAAGAGGCUCAUCUUGCUGGUAAGAAGCAUAAUAAGAUGUGUAAUCGUCAAUCGAGCUCCGUAAACACACAAGGGGAUUCGCAUGUUACUCUCAAAAAGGGGCACACAAGCAAUCAAGAAGUUUUAGAAAGGUUGGUGGGAGAUUACGGUCAGUUAUCGUCAACGAGUUCUGACAACUCUCAUUCAUCUGAUAAAAAUACCAGUCAUGUCGUUCCUCAGUUUCGUACUGACGACGAGAACGAUAUUAUACGUUUACUGCGUCGACUCUGUUUGACCCAAAUACUAUCACUUUUAUUGAGUGUAAGUGAGGAUUCAUCGGUACACGUAGAAGGCAGUUGUAACAAGGUACAGUCGAAAUAUUCUUUGAAAGAGAAAGAUCUACUUGAAUUGACGAGAACAGUAUGUAAAGAAGAAUUACGCGCUAUACUCCCACAGUCUUUACAACACAUCAUUUCUCAGACAAAAAACGCAGGUGACUAA
Molecule: messenger RNA, 3060 nt
Organism: Schistosoma guineensis
Lineage: Eukaryota; Metazoa; Platyhelminthes; Trematoda; Strigeidida; Schistosomatidae
Source: the annotation of a GenBank genome assembly